AGAGGGCUCCUCUACUUCAUCCUCAGCGUUGGCAGACAGUGCCGCCGAGUGUAGACUCCACGAGCCAAUAAUAAACUCCCGUUUGCAAGCCCCGCCCACCAAUCAGCUGGGGAAGAUGACGUGUCGGAUCUCCUUAUUGGACGGAACGGACCACACCAUCAAAGUGGAGAAGCGGGACAAAGGCCAGGUGUUGUUUGAGCAGGUGUGCUCUCAUCUGAACCUGCUUGAGCGAGACUACUUUGGACUGGUCUACUGCGACACAGAGGGACAGAAGAACUGGCUGGAUCCAAACAAAGAACUGAAGAAGCAGAUUCAAGGUGGCCAGUGGAGUUUCUCCUUCCGUGUGAAGUUCUAUCCUCCUGACCCCGCCCAGCUGCAGGAGGACCUCACCAGGUACUACCUGUGUCUGCAGCUGCGUGAUGACAUCGUGUCGGGUCGGCUGCCCUGCUCCUUCUCCACUCAUGCUGUGCUGGGGGCCCUCACCGCUCAGGCAGAACUGGGGGACCACGACCCGCAGGAGCUGGGCAAGGACUACCUAGGACAGCUGCGUUUGGCCCCCGCUGCCUCCCAAACACAAGAGCUGAUGGACAAGAUCGCAGACCUGCACAGCGGACACAGGGCCAUGAGUCCUGCGGAUGCGGAGCUGCACUUCCUGGACAAGGCCAAGAAGCUGGCCAUGUACGGAGUAGAACUGCACAGCGCCAAGGACUCUGAGGGCGUGGACAUCAUGUUGGGUGUGUGUGCCAGUGGCCUCCUGAUCUACAGAGAUAAGCUGCGGAUCAACCGCUUCGCCUGGCCCAAGAUCCUCAAGGUGUCCUACAAGAGGAGCAACUUCUACAUCAAGAUACGACCCGGAGAGGUUGAGCAGCUUGAGAGCAGUAUCGGUUUCCGGCUCCCCAACCACCGCGCGGCCAAGAGACUCUGGAAGACCAGCGUGGAGCACCACACCUUCUUCAGGCUGGUGUCUCCAGAGGCCCCGCCCAAGCGCUUCCUGCCUCUGGGGUCAAAGUUCAGGUACAGCGGGCGCACGCAAGCCGAGACGCGGCAGGCAAGCGCCAAGAUACAGCGGGCCGCACCACCCAUAAAGCGCUCUGCUUCCUCCUGCAGCGGCACCAAGAGAGCGCCUGUGUCGGCCAAUAACGACAGUCCGAUGAAGGAGCCCACAACAGUCGCCGCCCCUGCUGCUGCUGUCGCCGCGGAGACGAACGUAAACGGCGUGGUCACCACGGGCAAACUCAUCGGCUUGGAAACGCCAGAGAAGACGGAGAGCGCGAUGGAGGCGGAGCCAGCUGCCCCAGUCACCAAGUCGGACAGUGACCAGACGGAUUACGCGUGUGACGGAGCCUCGUCCCCCUCGGAGUCUGAUCGGGAGGAGGAUUACACUACUGACCUGAAGACACAGGAUGGGGAGGAGGAGAUGGAGAUGGAGGAGGAGGCUGCUGUCGUUCAGACAGAGACCAAGACCAUCACCUAUGAGGCUGCAGAGGGUGAAGGGGAUGUGGAGGACGCUACUGACACUGGAAUGCUCAUGAGCGCCCAGACCAUCACCGCGGAAACCAACAGCGGAACCACAACCACGCACAUCACCAAGACGGUCAAGGGGGGCGUCUCAGAGACCAGGAUUGAGAAACGCAUUGUCAUCUCGGGAGACACAGACAUCGACCACGAUCAGGCUCUGGCCCAGGCCAUUCGGGAGGCCAAGGAGCAGCACCCCAACAUGUCGCUCACUAAAGUCGUCGUCCACAAGGAGACGGAGGUCUCAUCGCCCUCGGAGGGGGAAGGGGUCGCGACCCAGUGACACACAUACAAACAUACACACACACACACAUACGCACACACACACACAAACAUACUCACAUACAAAUACACACCCACACCCAUACACAUACACACACACCCUCCCCUCCCCUUCUUCACAGGAGGAGUAAGGUCUCUUCUCGUCCAAGAUGGAGAUGUUCCUUUCCCCACUCCAUGACACAGCAGCAGCAGACAGACCCCUCAGUUGGCCAGUACGGGGGAACCAUAAAGGUUCUUCUCAAGAACCUAUGGGGUGUUUCAAAGGAAUUGUCUAAAAGGUUCCUUAAGGAACCUUUAGGGGGCCUUCCUUCUAGGGCUGUAACGACACACUCCACUCACGAUUCGGUUGGUAUCACGAUGUUUGACUUACGGUUCGAUACACUUCACGAUUUUAUAAAAAUCUUUUUAAAUUAAUUUGCUUUUUUUCAUAUUUGGCAACAUAAUGAAUAAAGAGUACAGUAGCUUUUAGGUAAAAUAGGUUACAAGAGGCUACUACUUAUUUUAAACAGUUUAAAAAUGAUAACGACAAUGCUUUGAAGCUUGGAAGCACUAUCACAUCAUAUCUUGUGGUUAUUCUCUGGACACCUUCUUGCACUGUGACAGUAUCGUGACGUGACUCUGCGUAUUGCGAUUUCUCCGUUCCAUACAAUAUCGUUACAGCCCUAGCUCCUUCACAUUGGCAAACUGCAGAAGAGCCCCUAAGUAAGCACCCACAGGGUUGUCAAACUCACUACUGGGGCAAAGUCUGUCCGGCCGCGGGGCCAUUUUAUUCAGCCUGCGACAUAAUUUCAAUUCUGUAUUACAGUUAACCCACAUACACCAUUACAGUAAUAUGCAGUAACGAAACCUGAACAAAAAAAUGUGGUGUGUGGCGGGAAUAUGCGUGGG
Engraulis encrasicolus (European anchovy) is the source of this 2685-nucleotide messenger RNA. RefSeq names its product band 4.1-like protein 3. Gene Ontology annotation, cellular component: plasma membrane; cytoskeleton. Gene Ontology annotation, molecular function: structural molecule activity; actin binding. Bases 116 to 1798 code for a protein of 560 amino acids. The record is from RefSeq and is a predicted model, not a curated record. Lineage: Eukaryota; Metazoa; Chordata; Actinopteri; Clupeiformes; Engraulidae. The transcript has 19 exons.